AUGCAGACGCGCUGCUUCAGGCCCACGCAGAACAAAAUUAUUGUCCUCAACGGGCCGUCAGGAAGCGGAAAAUCAACCCUCUUUAGGGCCAUCACGACAAUGGAUCGAUACAAGGACUAUUUUGGAUUCUCCGUUUCACAUACUACUAGGGCGCCCAGGCCAGGAGAGCGCGAUGGCAUCGACUAUUAUUUUGUCUCUCAUGAGCAAUUUCAGAGCCUGAGGGAACAGGGUGGCUUCUUGGAGACCGUCGAGAAUUUUGGAAAUUUCUAUGGAACGUCGUUUGCUGCCAUCAACGAUGUUCUGAAGAGACAGCAUUGCAUCCUCGACAUUGACUACCGGGGUGCAAUGACACUAAACGCCGUUCUUGAGCAGGAAAGGAACGUGAAAGCUCUCUUUGUUUUCAUCAGCCCACCAUCUGUUGAGCUCCUGGAGCAGAGGCUUCGCGGCCGCCAGACUGAGAGUGAAGAGCAGAUCAAAAAGCGUCUUGAUACCGCCCUGCGCGAGCUAGACUUCUUUAAUGCUAACAGAAGCUUUUAUGACGUCCACAUAAUCAAUGACAAUCUCGAGGAAGCCAUCCAGACCCUCGACCUCUCGGUGCGGAGAUUCCUCUCGGGGUGA
Molecule: messenger RNA, 618 nt
Organism: Giardia duodenalis
Lineage: Eukaryota; Fornicata; Diplomonadida; Hexamitidae
Product: Guanylate kinase
Exons: 1
Coding region: 1-618 (205 amino acids)
Biological process (GO): purine nucleotide metabolic process
Cellular component (GO): cytosol
Molecular function (GO): GMP kinase activity
Source: RefSeq, a predicted model, not a curated record